Molecule: messenger RNA, 840 nt
Organism: Babesia ovata
Lineage: Eukaryota; Apicomplexa; Aconoidasida; Piroplasmida; Babesiidae
Product: titin-like protein, putative
Exons: 1
Coding region: 1-840 (279 amino acids)
Source: RefSeq, a predicted model, not a curated record
AUGUUCGACCCGGUAGUGUUUCCAGUUCCGAAUAUGUUGGUGGUAGAGCUGCCAGCAGUUGUACCUGUUGUGGCCGGUGCCGUCGCAGCGGGAGUGCUACCGAAGAUACUGCCACCCGUGUUGGUUGUGGUGCCGAAGAUAUUGGUGCUGGGUGUUGUUGUAGUGCCCGCGGUGUUUGUUCCAAAGAUGUUAGUGUUAGUAGCUGUUGUGGAUCCAGUAGUGUUGGUUCCGAAAAUAUUGGUACCAGUAGACGUAGUUCCGGCAGUGUUCGUGCCAAAGAUGUUCGAGCCCGUCGACGUAGUCCCGGUGGUGUUGGUACCAAACAGGUUGCCACCCGUAGCGGGAGUGCUUCCGAAAAUGUUGCUACCAGUUGUGCCUGUCGCAGUUCCUGUGCUUCCAAACAAGCCACCUGUGCCCGUGUUAGUACCGAAAAUGUUGGUACCAGUAGCACCGGUAGUAUUGGUACUGCCAAAUAAUCCUGUACCUUGUGUACCAGUAGUAGUAGCAGGAGUGGUACUGCCAAACAACCCCGUUCCAGUCGUUCCCGUAGUACCGGUGGUAUUAGUGCCACCGAUGUUACCAAAUAAACCACUGCCUGGUGUUCCAGUUGUACUGGUGGUGCUGGUGCUACCGAACAAUCCUGUACCCGUUACCCCCGUGGUGUUGGCAGUGGUGGUACUACCGAAUAGCCCUGAACCCGUGGUAUUAGCGGUGCCAGCGGUGUUGGUAGUACCGAAUAAUCCCGUACCCGUUGUACCAGUGGUACCGGCGGUAUUGGUGUUACCGAAGAGGUUGGACGAACCAAAAAUGUUUGUAUUGUCGUUCUGCAUUUUUAUAUAG